Molecule: messenger RNA, 447 nt
Organism: Cladophialophora psammophila CBS 110553
Lineage: Eukaryota; Fungi; Ascomycota; Eurotiomycetes; Chaetothyriales; Herpotrichiellaceae
Exons: 2
Coding region: 1-447 (148 amino acids)
Biological process (GO): mitotic actomyosin contractile ring assembly
Cellular component (GO): myosin II complex
Molecular function (GO): calcium ion binding
Source: RefSeq, a predicted model, not a curated record
AUGGCUAAUUCUCAAUCCUCUGCCGCGCAGACGUCUACCAACUACAAGGAGGCCUUUUCGCUGUACGACAAGCGUGGCAAUGGCCGUGUUGCCCUCGAAUCCCUUGGCGACCUCCUACGCGCCUGUGGGCAGAAUCCCACCCUCGCCGAAAUCAGAGACCUGGAGAAACAAGUUGGUGGCGACUUCGACUUUGACUCGUUUAGCAAAGUCCUCAACCGGCCUGGCGGCUUCCGAGACCCUGGUGAACCAGAAGAAUAUUGUCGCGGCUUCCAGGUGUUUGACAAGGACAUGACUGGCUUCAUUGGGGUGGGCCAGCUGAGAUACAUCCUGACAAAUCUGGGCGAGAAAAUGAGCGACGAAGAGGUGGACGAGCUGCUGAAGGCCGUCGACACCAGCAGUGGCGAGAUCAACUACAUGGAGCUCGUCCGAACGAUUCUGGCCAACUAG